This is a messenger RNA of Plasmopara halstedii, 753 nucleotides long. RefSeq lists its product as hypothetical. NCBI's taxonomy places the organism in Eukaryota, Oomycota, Peronosporomycetes, Peronosporales, Peronosporaceae. The coding region runs from base 1 to 753 and encodes 250 amino acids. The record is from RefSeq and is a predicted model, not a curated record. The transcript is spliced from 7 exons.
AUGGUUGCUCAUGAUGUACCUGAAGAUAUGCCGAACUGUAAAUUGAUUCCGCACCCACGAUACGGGGCCAUCAAUCGAGACGGCGGCAUGCAAAUCGGGAGAACAGAUUUGAUUCUUGAUGGGGGCUUCGAUCUGAUGCUCCAACCAGAUGUUGAUCUGGAAGCUUGUAAACAAGAGGAGAGCGACGACGGGAUGACCGCUCUGGCGCGUCGGGAAGACAUGCAAAGGCUGCUUAUUCUACAGAAAGGUGCCUACUUCAUGCGUAAAAAGACGAUGCUCGGGAUUACGACAGGGACAGAGAAAAUUUGCGUGAGACUAGAUGAAGACAGACACACUUUGAUGUGGAAUUCGCACGAUUCGAGCAAGAGCCCGACGAAUAUUGAGUUGCGCACAGUAAGUUCGAUCCGAGCUCAAGGAAAUACCGGACUUAUUAUUAGUUCGCAAAAGGGUGAUAUAUUACUGGAUGUGGAAGCGGAGUCUAAGGAGCUUCGCGAUACGUGGGUGACAUCUUUGCAGCUAUGCAAAGAUGGUGGCUCAGAGAUAGAGAUAGAAGAAGAGGUGAAAUCUGGAUCAAAGUUUCGGAAUUUGGUAGAAGAUCAUGCGAAGAAACAAGUAUACUGGGCAAAACGCGCACAAGAGUUGGAAAAACGGAAACAGGAAGCUGAGGAGCGAAAGAAAAAGUUCAGUGGCGUCGGAAUGAAGUACACGGCACUUGCUAUGAGUAACCGGCCCAAUCCGUCGGACAAAACUUAA